Bipolaris maydis ATCC 48331 is the source of this 1854-nucleotide messenger RNA. RefSeq lists its product as uncharacterized. Gene Ontology annotation, molecular function: protein binding. NCBI's taxonomy places the organism in Eukaryota, Fungi, Ascomycota, Dothideomycetes, Pleosporales, Pleosporaceae. The record is from RefSeq and is a predicted model, not a curated record.
AUGGAUAUUCAUCAUAAGGACCCAUUGAAGGACUUCUGUUGCAUACACGGACAUCAAACUACGAUAGUCGACCGCCGGCUCUACAUAGACGGAGGUCUGAUCAAUUGGUCGCCUCUCUCAGCAGAAUCGAUCAACUAUACAAGUGCAUGGCUGAGAUACGGUGACCUCGAUGUAGAUAAUGAAGGCCUCCCUCAGCAGUACCUCCUAACAAAGAACGAGCCAGUCUCUUCUGUCCAAGGUGGCAUACUCUGGCCGGAUACCUCGAAUAAGGUUGUGUAUCUGUACGGCGGCGAGUAUGGCAAUGAUAAGCCUGAAGACUUUAUCUUGUGGUAUUAUGAUAUCAUUUACGAUACCUGGAAUAGGUCCGAUGUGAGAAACGACAGAUAUACGGCGAGCUUCUUGGGGUAUGUCUCUUUUCUACAUGUGUAUUGCCGAGUGCUGAUGACAGAAGGCGCUGGUGUCACAGUGCAGGACAAAGCGAGAAGCUAUUAUUAUGGAGGUUGGUUGACUAACUCUUCUGUCCCUGGAUACCAACCUCGCACGGCUCUGAGAAACAUGCUGGUCUAUGACAUGCUCGCGAAUUCAUUCAAGAACCAAUCUGGGCCUGACAUAAUUCCACGCGCUGAAGGUGUAAUGAUAUAUCUACCUGCCGGGGAUAGUGGGUUGUUGGUAUAUUUUGGGGGUAUUCAGUUCCCCUACAGCAACGGAACAGCAGAAGCGGAUAUCCUUGUGUACGAUAUUGGAAAUGAUCUCUGGUACAAGCAGAAGGCGAGUGGAGUAAGAGUGCCUGAGAAUCGGCGAAGAUUUUGUGCAGGAGCCGCAUGGGCGGAUGACCGAUCAUCUUACAAUAUAUCUGUGGACUUAUCCUAUCUUUACGGCGGUGUAUCAGUCGGUGAUGGGGUUGGUUUCGGAGACGUAUGGAUAUUGAGCCUCCCGUCCUUCACAGAAGAAGACGGUGUCGGCGCAACCUUUCCCCACCAUUCACUCACAUGCGACGUUAUCGAGAACUCGCAAAUGAUCAUCAUGGGUGGCUCAUUUCCCAAUAUGUCUGCCGAAUGCGACGUCCCGGAUGUUUACGGACAACAUGGUCUGGAUCUAGGCAAGGCGAAUGCUGAUGGAGCGAAAUGGGCGUUGUUCAAUCCGAAUGUGACGCGCCCAGACAAUAGGGGCGGUGCCACAGGCGGUGCAACUGUGCUCGCUCCGAAAAGUGGAUGGGAGGAGAGGGACUUACAGGUACAGUUUCAGCGAGCUUACACGCCGACGAGCAGGACACCCACAAGAUACAUCCCCACAUCAGUGGAGACUUCAACAUCAACUUUAUCUCCAAUUACACCAGGAGGCUCAAGAAAGAACGUUGUUAUUGCUGGAGCUGUAGGUGGAGGCGUGGGAGGCUUGUUGCUGGUGAUCGCCACAGUCGGCAUCUGCUUUUGCUUCCGUCGCCGGAAGAGAAUCAAGGAAGGCGAGAGGCACAGUCACUCGGGGCCCCCAUCGCAAUCGAUGGCCCAAAUUACUUCUCCAACACCGGCACAGCAGUGCUCAUUCCCCUCCCCCGGACUCGCACAGCAUACCAAUACGCCCCAAAACUCACCGUCGCCGCCCUCGUACCGCCCGUGGUCUGACUACGCACCAAGCUGUCCGACCCUAUCAGCAGUUGCCGCGCCACAGGAGGUGUUUACCGUACCGUCUCCACCAUUGCAGGAGAUGCCUAAUGUGAGAUCGCCGAUAAGCUUCGGUACUCAGCAACAAUCAGGAGAACCUUGUACUAUAGGCAUCGAUCCGUAUUUCGCACAGCAUCCACCUAAGGCAGCUGAGACAGAUGGAUCGUCAAGAUUAGCUGAAGCUGUAAGCAGUUGA